Messenger RNA from Monomorium pharaonis (pharaoh ant), 853 nucleotides. RefSeq names its product gephyrin-like. The record is from RefSeq and is a predicted model, not a curated record. Gene Ontology annotation, biological process: establishment of synaptic specificity at neuromuscular junction; glycine receptor clustering; postsynaptic neurotransmitter receptor diffusion trapping. Gene Ontology annotation, cellular component: postsynaptic membrane; cytoplasm; dendrite. NCBI's taxonomy places the organism in Eukaryota, Metazoa, Arthropoda, Insecta, Hymenoptera, Formicidae. The transcript has 3 exons. Gene Ontology annotation, molecular function: molybdopterin molybdotransferase activity. The coding region runs from base 55 to 342 and encodes 95 amino acids.
GCCAUAAUCGACAAAAUCAGCGACGCUUUAAAAAAAGUAGACAUACUCGUGACGAUGAGCCGUGCGAAUAAUAAAGGCAUAUUGAAGGAUAUCUUAAUCCAAAACUUUAAUGCCACUAUACACUUUGAUCGCGUGGAUAUGAAACCAGGGAAAUCGACAAUGUUUGCAACGUGCAAGGUUGAUGACGAACAAAAAUAUUUCCUGUGCAUGUCGGCAAAUCCAGCAACCGUUCCUAUUGUUACACAAAUAUUCCUUCUGCCGUUUCUGGACCAAUUGCGCUUGUACCUCCAUAAGGACUCUACCCAAAUACUUGCCUGCGCAUACCAGCAAAAAGAGAGUUAGGAAUUUUUGUGGGCGGCCUUACACUUGAUCGAAGAAGACACAUUUGCAAAGAUUUUGCGCUUGAAAAACAAACAAAACGUGAUGAACUAUCGAGACGCUAAUGCACUUGUAAUAUAUGCUGCCCCGGCGCGACGUACGUUGAGUAUCCAAAAUUAGAGCCCUCAUACAUAUUAGCUCAUACAUUUGCUUUCUGACUUGAAAUAAUCUUCGCUAAGAGAUUUUUCAUUGACCAACAUUCGCAUAUAAUAUUAACAAAACGUUUGGUAAUAAUUAUAAACAUUUUGUUAUAAUUGCAUUAUUUUGUUAUAAUUAAUUACCUUACAUUUAGUUGAAACUACUUCACUAAGAUUUUGGGCAAGAUUUUGAGUAAUUUUGACUAGACCACGACUAGAUUGUUAUAACAAAGUCUUUUUUUCAAUGUAUGAGUGAAUCUUACCAUUUUAUUUUAUUAAGUGAAUAUUAUCCUACUAGUAAUUUUUCUCGUUUAAAUUGUUUUCUGAGUGUAAACAUA